Messenger RNA from Ilex paraguariensis (yerba mate), 690 nucleotides. Lineage: Eukaryota; Viridiplantae; Streptophyta; Magnoliopsida; Aquifoliales; Aquifoliaceae. The record is from the annotation of a GenBank genome assembly.
ACCGAAAGUAGAGUCAAAUCCGAAAGGGCAACGCAACGACCAACGUCGGCGCAUUUUACCAUCAUCCUUGACAGCCAGAACGGAGGAGAAUACGCACCCACACCGUCGUUUCGCCACCUUUCAGUGCACAUGAGUAGAACAGUUGAUGGCGAGUGCAUCCACCAGAAAGAAACUUAACAAGCGAUCAUCCCCCAAGCCUCAACAACACUAUUCGUCCAUGUCGUCUUCUCCUUCUUCUUCGCCGUUGUCGUCGUCGCCUCGUCUCAAUUACAGAAAGAUCUCUCUGAUUGUUUCAGUCAUUCUAAUUAUAAGCGUAAUUAUUCUAUUAAACAUUUCAUGGAGCAUGUGGAUCAAUUUCGGAACCAAAACCUCCCGGAAUCAACUUUACUUCAUUGAAGUAAUCAACGAGUUUCCUCACGAUCCCAACGCCUUCACUCAGGGGCUUCUGUAUGGAGGAAAUGAUACUUUAUUCGAGUCAACUGGAUUGCGCAAACAUUCAUCAGUUCGGAAAGUGGAACUUCAGACCGGGAAGGUUGAGGCUAUUCAGAAAAUGGAUAACGUCUAUUUUGGAGAAGGCUUAACUCUACUUGGUGAAAGGUUUGUGAUGGAAGAAUUGAUGAUAUCAAAUGCCAGUUCUUAAAGAAAUUGAAUUUCUCAAUGUUAGUCUUAACAUCUGUUGCCUUUGAAAUU